Messenger RNA from Colletotrichum higginsianum IMI 349063, 1158 nucleotides. RefSeq names its product Base excision DNA repair protein. Gene Ontology annotation, molecular function: catalytic activity. NCBI's taxonomy places the organism in Eukaryota, Fungi, Ascomycota, Sordariomycetes, Glomerellales, Glomerellaceae. Gene Ontology annotation, biological process: base-excision repair. The record is from RefSeq and is a predicted model, not a curated record. The transcript has a single exon. The coding region runs from base 1 to 1158 and encodes 385 amino acids.
AUGGCGAGAGCUACACGUUCAAGUGCCCGGCUGGCCGCCGCUGCUAGCACAACAGAACCACCAAACAGCCUCAUCUCUGCCGCCAAACCAGCAAGAGGCAUCACCAAGACGGCGAAGCACGACGUAUCAGAAAAGGAAGAUGCCUCACGGCCGGAAAAGAGGAAGCGGGCCGCAGCCAAGGCCUCAAGACCAACGCCGUCCAAGAAGAUCAAGACAGAGGAAGACGGCGGCGAUGCGCCAUCGCCGGGCUUCCACGAUGUGCCCCCGUUGACGCCGCUCAAAAAGGAGAACAUCAAGUCCGAGAGCCCGGACUCCAAGUCCAAAGUCGCCAAGUCGCCCGCCGACCUAAAGUCUAAGAAACUCAAGGCCUACUCGCAGUACGCCGACAAGUCUCCGUUCCCCGACUUCCCUCACCCGACACCGGAUGAGUGUCGCCUAGCCCACCGCAUCCUGGCCGGCCUCCACGGCAAACGGGAGCGUCCCGCCGAGGUCAAGGCCUCCUCCACCCGCGCCGGCUGCGGCGACUCGCCGUCGGUCCUGGACGCCCUCGUCCGGACCAUCCUGAGCCAGAACACGAGCGACACCAACUCCACCCGCGCCAAGCGCAGCAUGGACGCCGUCUAUGGAGGCAGCGACGAGUGGGAGCGCAUCGUCGACGGCGGCGUAUCCAAGCUGCAGGAGGCCAUCAAGUGCGGCGGCUUGAGCCAGGUCAAGAGCAAGGUCAUCAUUGGCAUUCUGAACCAGGUCAGGGAGAAGUACGGCUCCUACUCGCUCGACCAUCUCUUCAACGCCUCCAACGAGGACGCCAUGCAGGAGCUUAUCAGUUUUCAGGGUGUCGGGCCCAAGACUGCCAGUUGCGUCCUUCUCUUCUGUCUGCAGAGGGAGUCUUUCGCAGUCGACACCCAUGUGUGGAGAAUCACCGGCCUCAUGGGCUGGCGUCCCAGGAGCGCCUCGAGGGAUGAGACGCACGCCCACUUGGACGUCAGGAUCCCUGACGAGGACAAGUACGGCCUUCACAUCUUGCUCGUCAAGCACGGCAAGGUGUGCGCCGAAUGCAAGGCCGGCGGCAAGAGCGUCGGCAAGUGCGAGUUGAGAAAGGCGUUCCGGCAGGAGAAGAUCAAGAGCGAGGAAGGGAAGCCAUCCAAACUAGAUGAAUAG